Molecule: messenger RNA, 1231 nt
Organism: Cavia porcellus (domestic guinea pig)
Lineage: Eukaryota; Metazoa; Chordata; Mammalia; Rodentia; Caviidae
Product: translation initiation factor IF-2
Exons: 6
Coding region: 1-1173 (390 amino acids)
Biological process (GO): immune response; tumor necrosis factor-mediated signaling pathway
Cellular component (GO): plasma membrane; extracellular exosome
Molecular function (GO): tumor necrosis factor receptor binding
Source: RefSeq, a predicted model, not a curated record
AUGGACUCCAAAUGUCAUGAAGAGCCAGGUGCCAUCACAGCCCUGGGGCCUCCACCCUGGCCGGAAGGCAUCACGCGGGCACAGGACAAUUCAUCCCCGCACCCAUUGUGCUCCCCUCUGCCUGUGGCGCCCUUUGUGCCCAGCCCCGUGUCCUUCAAGCCUGAACCUCUCCUGUGUAAGAGCUCGCACUCCUGUGAUGACAGCGCGGUCCUGACGUUGUGCUCGGCCCCCAGCGCGGCUUCCAGGAAACCCCCGGGCGGGGCUCCCGCUUUGCGAUCGAUCGAUCGAUCGAUCGGGGCGUCUGUGCGCACCGAUGCGCCCGAGUCCGCGAUGCUGAGCGGAAACCGCGCGUUUUCUCCAGGCAGACAGACAGACGGACGGCAGGCCGGCCAGCGCCCGGCCCAGCUGGGCCGAGCCGGGUGGGGGCCGCGCAGCUCGGUUUCCGGCCCCGCCCCGCCCCGCCCUGCAGGCGCACCCCGCUCCCGGGAGGCGGAGCCGGCGGGGCCCCCCCGCAGUCCGGCUGCUGCUCGGCGGCGCAGCGAUGUGAGCGCCCCACCGGAGGGCACAGGGGUCCGCGGGCGCGUGCGCCCAGCCAUGGAGCAGGAGCAGGGGGGCGCGCCCGGACCCGGCGGCUGGGGGCCCCGCCUGUGCAGGGCCGUGCGCCCCGGGCCGGCGCUGGGUCUGCUGCUCGGCGUGGCCGCCUCCGUGGCGGCCUCCUUCCUCCUCAGCACCCGGCUCGUCGCGGGGCAGCUCGGGAGGGACGCGGCGGAGCUGCAGCUGAAUCUCACAGGUCCCAGGCAGGACCCCAGGCUGCGCUGGCAGGGGGACCCAUCCUUGGGCCGCUCUUUCCUGCACGGACCGGCGCUGGACGACGGGCAGCUGCGUGUCCACCGCGACGGCAUCUACCAGCUGCACAUCCAGGUGACCCUGGCCAGGUGCUCCUCCGCGAGGGACGUCAGGCACCACAACGCCACCCUGGCGGUGGGCAUCUGCUCGGCCACCCGCAGCAUCAGCCUGCUGCGCCUGGGCUUCGGCCGGGGCUGCACGGUGGCCUCCCAGCGCCUGACGCCGCUGGCCCGCGGGGACGUCCUGUGCACCAACCUCACCCUGCCGCUGCUGCCCUCCCCAAACGCCGACCAGACCUUCUUCGGCAUCCAGUGGGUCCGCUCCUGACCAGCGCCUGCUUGCUUGGGCUGCAUCUGUAAAUAAAUGUGUUUUCCAGUUUUCUUGA